GGUGAGUCUGCUGAUGAUGGGAGAGUCUUGUGAUGGUGGCGGCGGCGAUGGCGAUCGGCGGCGGCAGAUCGAGCAUCAGUGGUGGAUUUAUGAAGGUGACUGGCGGCAUCUACGGGAGUAGGCCGUCGACACCGGAACUCCGGUACAAUGCACCUAAGGGUAUUCUUGUCAAAGCUUAAAAAAAUUUAUUUGGGGAUUUUAAAAAAUCACUCCUAUUUUUUGCGCUUCAUAGCCCGAAACCCGAAUGCCCCUUGGGCCCUUAUUUUCCGUUAUCGAAUUUGGGUUAUGGAGAAACGAUGCAGAACGGGGCGACCCGUACUGGAAGAGCCGGACUCUUCCGAGGCGCCAGAGAAUCUCCUCGAGUGUGCCCAACUCAUCUUCCCCUACUUGCAACCGGCGGAUCUUGCCUCCGUUUCUUCAACCUGCAGAGCUUGCCGUCGAUUCGCCGACGACAUUACUUCCGUUCGAGUCUCCGAUGCAACCAGAGGCUUUGAGAAUACUGCCAUCCCUUUCAUCAACGCUGUCGACUCCCAACCGUACGCUUACUUCUUAUACACCCCGGUUCAAACACUCCCAGCCGCUGCCAUCUCCGCCGCAGCUCAGCGUUGGGGAGCUCCGGACGAUGGUAGGGGUCAGGUGAGACCUGACCCAUUUUUGUUCAGGGUCGAGGGUGCCCGUGGAUGCGACUGCUCCCGGGGAUGCAGUGAGAGUUCUGGUUGCAGUUGUUGGGACUCGGCCGAGUUUCCUAGUCGGGAAUGUGGUCCUAGCUGUGGCUGCUUAUCAUUGGAGUGCGGGAACCGGUUGACUCAAAAAGGCAUUUCUGUUAGACUGAAAAUCGUGAAGGAUAAGAGAAAAGGUUGGAGCUUGUGCGCAGCUGAUUUGAUUCCGAAAGGAAUGUUCAUCUGCGAGUACGCAGGUAAUUUUUUUUUCACACGCAGUAAUUUUUGCGGAGGAUUUGAAAUGGAGACCUGAAAGGCUGUUGCCUGUUUGGUAGUAGUUAUUUGGCUGGAAUUUGUUGAAUAUGCUAAAUUUGCUGACACAAAAAUCAUAUGGUGAGAUAAAUUUCAACCAAAUAAGUGUCUCUGGGCCAGUUAUUCUGCUAAUAAGUACCGACUAUGAUGCUACCGAACGGGGCCUUAGCUCUUCAUAUCUGGCUAAUGCUUUGAUCUUUCAUAAUUGCACUGGACUGUUUGGCCCUUUUGGAUUGAUGAUUCGAGGUUCAAAAAGUACAAAAGAGUUGCUGAAUAUGAAGUAAUCUAGUUAAAUCCCAAGAUUUGGUUCCUAUCCAAACAUGGCCUCCAGACUCCAGAAAGGUUUUCUCUAUUAGAUGAAAGAAAUUGCAAGUUUUUAAAUUUGGUUCUUGUGACAACACAUUUUUGGGUCUUCCAAGUUCCAAUUUACAAACUUGGGAGCUAAUGCUUAAGAAUCGGUUUCAUAUCCAAAGUUCCGAACAAUACUUCUACUGAGAUAUGACAAUUCAAUGGGGGUGCUCAUCCGUUCAGUUUGAUCAGUUCAGUUUUGAAAAAUGCAAAUCCAAGUCAAACUGAGUAACUUUAGUUGGUUUUGGAUGUCUUUGGCUUGUUCCCGUUUUUCGAUCGAUUGGUGUCAGUUUCUAUCUGUUUUGGCAUGUUUAGGUUGACUUUUGAAUGGUUUCUUAUUUGUACUAGACCAAUUUGGGUUCACAACUUAAUCAAUAUCAUCUUGUUGUACAUUUUGCAUGAAAGGGGAACUUGUGACAACUGAUGUAACAAGAGCUCGCUUCAAACAGUAUGAUGACAUGUCAUCAAGAGCCCAUUUUUCACCUGCCCUUCUGGUUGUGAAGGAGCAUCUUUCUUCUGGAAACACGUGCAUGAGAAUGAACAUUGAUGCCACCAAAAUUGGUAAUAUUGCACGUUUUAUUAACCAUUCCUGCGAUGGAGGGAACCUGUGGACAGAAAUAGUGCGAAGCUCUGGAGCUUUGUUGCCCCGUGUUUGCUUUUUUGCAACGAGGGACAUACAUGAAGAUGAAGAGCUGAAUUUCAGCUAUGGGGAUGCUAGGCUUAAUCCUAAUGGCGCCCAAUGUUUUUGUGGCAGCCCUUCGUGUUUAGGGAUCCUCCCAUCAGAGCAUACAUGAUAACAAACUUUUAUAGAUACAAGGUCGUACUGAAUCAUUUCAUUCAUUUAUCCCUCUUUGCUAAUCUUGAAAGAUUUUAUGGUCCCGAAAUAGGAGGAUGAUAUGCUAAGAUGGGGAUCAGAAUACCUUUCUUGUUCUGCUAUGUAAAUGACAGAUGUCAUUCUGUUUAAUUACUCCCACCCUUCACAUUUAAUUUUACCUAUCAGAUUUUCACAGAAAUGUUG
This is a messenger RNA of Cuscuta epithymum, 2337 nucleotides long. The record is from the annotation of a GenBank genome assembly. Lineage: Eukaryota; Viridiplantae; Streptophyta; Magnoliopsida; Solanales; Convolvulaceae.